AUGGGGUGCGCACCAAGUGGGACCACCUGCAAGAGCGGAGGUUUACGUCUGAUGGCGACCAAGCUCAGCUUCACGAAGGAGCAGCUCGAGAAGCUCAACUCUUAUUACUCGAGGCUCAUAGAAGAUGCUGCGAAACCGGAUGUUUCAGGGGAGGCGAUUUGCAUCGAGGCGGUAGUAGAGCGACUGGUGCAGCGACUAGUCGCAGGGAUGGGCAACCUGGACCCCAGGUUCUCUUCCAUGUUCCUGGUGUCCCUAAACGAGCGACGAAGAGUCGAGGAGUUGAAGUUUGAGUAUCUGGUGAGGAUCGACGGAUUAUCCAGUCCAGGAGUGACCGGAGAGUUCGAGGCCCCGGUUCGGGUGGAAGAGGACCCAGGGAUGCCAGGAUUCGCCAGGUUGAGGAUCAGAGGAUCAGGAGCCAGUCUUUGGGCCGAGUUCCUGGGUCCCGAGGGAAGGCUGAGGAGGGAUCUGAUAAAGGCGAAGAUGGCGAGCCUGCUGGCUUUGGCCACCAAGCAAGGUGCUCUGGAUGGGGUCGACGAGAGGCUGUGCCUGGCUCCUGGACAAGUCGUGGACCCGGAGGUGCUGGACAAGAUUUUAAAGCAACCAGACCACUGCAGGGUGUUCUAUGGACCCGCGUCCGCCGAGGUCGUCCUGCCGGAGCCGAAGGACCACAGGGUGGUGUUGGUAGAGGAUUCCGGGGGGAUCCUGCUGAAGCUGGGGUUAAAGGGCAUGGGCACUCGCGAGGUCGAGGUCAGGCUCGUCGUUGGUGCUUCUGCUUCCUCUUGGCCAGCCUUGGCAGACUUCCCGAAGAGGGUGCCCCUCCAUCACUGCGAUGCCCUUCUGUACUACAACGCGGCGCAGACCGGGAUGUACGUGGUAGCCGUGGGGCCAUACCCUGGAGCAAGGUGCGAGGAUCGAGCGACCCUGUGGAAGGUGCGAUUUCCGGCCGCCGAGACCGCGAUGAGGACCCACUAUGCGGAAGACAGCGUCCCAGGGAUGGUGGACUCGGUGCUGAUGAGGAUUUUGUCCCAGCUGAGGGAAAAACGGGUCCCGGAAUUCUCCUUUGCGAGCAAGGACACUCCGAGGGUCGUCUCCAGACAGGUACUCAGGACAGUGCACAGGUGGGCCCUGGAACGGGCAGGACCCGAUCCUCUCGGGAACUGGGCUCCUGAGACCUUAUCUCGUCAUGUCCUUCUCGUCCUGGACGAAACCGUGACCGCUCUCAGGUGCCAGAGCUUGCGGUGCUACUUUUAUCCACGCAGCAACGUGAUGCUGCAGUGCGCCCGGGGUGGCAUCCUGCAUCACGAGGACUCCUAUAUGUCGGACUCCAGAUUAUUGGAGCAGUACCUGCAGGCUCUUCAUCGACAGGCCCUGGACCUGAAGACGACCGAGCCCAGACCGGCGGACCUCCUGGAGAACGAGCUGAUAGACCGCUGGAGAAGAGUCGUCACCUCUCUACCUCGGGGAACCAUGGGUGGACACUAUGGGUACAGCUCCAGACAGUUGGAGUACCUAGGACUGGUCGUCCAGGAAGUAUUAAGGGCUAACGAGGUCUCUUUGCAGUCGCAGGAGGACCACUCGUUCCUGAGCUUUGAGUCGUCGAACAGGAGUUCCGAGCCGAUCGAGAGUCUCGUCUACCUGCUGACGACGGUUUCGAAGCAGGCCAGGGACCAGGUUUACGCGAUGACGAGUCGUCGGGGCCGGAAACGAGGUCACAGGAAGACCCUGAAGAGGAGGAAACGCGGUAGCGCGUCCUUCUUCGAGCGCUCCUUGGACGUCCUGGUGGACGUCGUGCGCAGGGAUCGCGAGACCGCCUACACGGACCUGGAGAACCACGUGAUAAUGGCCAAGACUCUGCUCCGGUGGCUGUAUUUCGCCGCGAAAAACGACCGGAAGACCCUGGGGCCGAUUCUGCGACCCUACUUGGGGAACCUCUUCAACUCGUCCCACGAGAACGCCUGGCACGUGGAGUCCUGGAGGAAGAGGCGGGAGAUUUACUCCUCGGAAGUCCGGUCUCUGGCCAUGUUCUCCAAGCUGGUGAUGACCCAGGAGAUGUCCCCAGCGAACGGGAUAGUCGAGUUCCUGUCGAAGGGCUGGACCUGGGCGGAGAACGUCGCCAGGAUGAUCGAGAGGUCCAAGGGUGGACUCAGACUGGUUUUCGUGGACUCCGACAAGAUAGUUAAAUACAAUUUGACGUUCGCUAAUGACAAAGGACUCAGUGCCUACUCCACCUGGAGCAAGCCCAGGAACGCCGGGAUGACCGUCAGGAGAGCGAACCUGGCCAGGACCAAGAUGAUCACCGAAGGCUUCUCCAAGCUCUACUCCAAUCGGAAGGACCUCUGCAAAGGACCAGCGGGACACGUGGACCUGCGGGAAUGGAGUCCUUUGACCAACGCGGUGUCCCUCGGCCGAAGGCGAGGACGUCAAAGAGGUCCUGGUGGCUUGAUUCCAGCCUUGGUCGCCCUUAACAAGUUUCGCAUCCUGCAGGAGGUGGCCGUCGUGCUGCCCCAGGACGAGAGGACCGCGAUGCUGGACGUGGUGCAGAAAGUGGCGAGAGAGGCAUCCAGGCGUCUCAGGAGAGCCAGCUGUCCGGACACCUCGACUUCGGGGUCCCCCAGGCAGAUCUACACGCCUCGGUCGGAAAAUGGAUUCCCGGAGUCUCCGAUUCACCCUCCGGUCCAUCAGCGUGGAGGAAUCGCGGAGCGCAGGAUGAAGAUGCACAGGGAGGUGCAGGACCUGCAGGACACCCUGUCGAGGCGAGGGACCAGGUCGAAGAGUCCUUUCCCGGUUUGGGACGCUGCUUCCGUGACUUCGUGGACUUCUUCGGUGAGGUCCUGCGGAAGGACUCGACUGGGACGACGCAUCCCCACCUGGGAGGUGAUGAGAGGAACCUCCCCGAUGUGGGACAGCGUCAGUACCGAUGGGAGUUUCGCGAAGUACAAGUCCGAGGAGAUGACCAGCAGAGAGGAUUCGCCCGAGUGGGGUCAUAGGUCCUCGCGAGGACGCGGUUUCGGGGACCGGAAGGACCCGAGGGACUCCAAGGACUGCGACCUCCUUCCCUCCUGGGAUUUUCUGGACGAGAGCCUCGACCGCAAGCUCUCCAAGCUCGACGACCCGGAGCCGGACUCCCUGGAGGCGAACCGAGACGUUGGCAUCGACUAUCUGGUCACGGCGAACGAGCGCAAGGAAGUCACGACCAAUGGCGGCGAAUUAGAGAUUAGGUUAGGACGAGGUCGAGGAACUCCAGGUCGUCCAUGGAGUCGAGGGAAUCUCUGCGAUUAAGUCCCGAAGAGAGCAGAAGAAUCAUUGGGUCGUAUCGAAUUCUUGCCGAUUUUAUUUCUAUCUAUUUUGAUUUUAAGUCUCCGAAGAAAAUUAUU
Orussus abietinus is the source of this 3374-nucleotide messenger RNA. RefSeq lists its product as uncharacterized. The transcript has 14 exons. The record is from RefSeq and is a predicted model, not a curated record. The coding region runs from base 1 to 3279 and encodes 1092 amino acids. Lineage: Eukaryota; Metazoa; Arthropoda; Insecta; Hymenoptera; Orussidae.